AUAGGAAAAUGUACAUAAAACAAUUCAUAAUUCCAGAGGCCAACCACUAUAAAUUGAAAGCACCCAUCUGAGAUAGGCAAACACUCAACACAGAAGCAAUUUACAAGGCACAAGGUUACAUACACGGACUAGCUUACAUUCACAAUUUGCUUCAAGAAUGAGCAACAGCACCACCAUGGAUUCAAAGAAGUCUAACAAGAUCAGGGAGAUUGUGAGGCUUCAACAGAUUCUCAAAAAGUGGAGAAAGAUCGCUAACUCGCCAAAAGCGAGCUCCAAUACCAUCAGCAGCAGCAACAAGAGCAUCAAGUUUCUGAAAAGAACACUUUCUCUAUCAGAUAAAACAGGCAGUACCUGUGAAGCUUCUAACAAUGCUCAUGUCCCCAAAGGCUACCUUGCUGUUUGUGUUGGAGAAGAGCUCAAGAGAUUCGUCAUUCCAACAGAUUAUCUUGGCCGUCCUGCUUUUCAGUUUCUGCUGAGAGAAGCUGAGGAGGAGUUUGGGUUUCAACAGACCGGCGUUCUGAGGAUUCCAUGUGAGGUUUCUGUGUUCGAAGAGCUUCUGAAGAUGGUGGAGGAAGAUAGGGAUACAUUCUUCAUGCAAGGAUGCUAUUCAGAAAGCCAGCUCAACUUUUACCACCCAGAAAGCCCAAUGUGCAGAUAAUAGUUUGAAUUUUUCUUUUCGGUACUGCUCAUUUAGAUCUCUUCUUCAGAUGAGAAGGAGAAGUAUUUUUACGUUGAGUAUGUAAUGUGUAUAUCAAUCUGAUGCAUUUUAUCAGGCAUCCAAUCCAAUAUCUUAAUCUGUGGGAACUAAAUAUCUAUUCCAACAUCUUAUAGUCAAUCAACAAACAAGCAUUUUCAUCCCAGAACUACUGCAUAUAAUGACUAGCCCGAAAACCAAUUUCAUUGAUGAGUCAAAUGUUAAUGGGGGUAGGAGAAAAUAAAAUGGAAUACUCAUAUCAGUAAUGUUCUCCAAAUAUUGAGCAUGUUAUGUAUUGAGACACUAAAUGUGGAUCAUAAACUCAAACAAUAUCUACUUCAUCAGAUUGGUAGUUUAACAAACGUAACAUAUUAAAAUACUGCAUUUUUUCCGGCAUCCAAUCCGAAGACUCAAAGUCAUAGAUUACCAGUUCUGAUACCAGCACAUACUCGGUUAACCAGUUUCAUUGGAGGUAGAUGUCGAUAGGGUAGGAUAAAAGCAAUUAAUGUACCCGUUUUAUCAUCCCAAUAUGAGUCUUUCACAUGUCUG
Molecule: messenger RNA, 1243 nt
Organism: Rosa rugosa (rugosa rose)
Lineage: Eukaryota; Viridiplantae; Streptophyta; Magnoliopsida; Rosales; Rosaceae
Product: protein SMALL AUXIN UP-REGULATED RNA 51-like
Exons: 1
Coding region: 158-658 (166 amino acids)
Biological process (GO): response to auxin
Source: RefSeq, a predicted model, not a curated record